Messenger RNA from Truncatella angustata, 780 nucleotides. RefSeq lists its product as uncharacterized. The record is from RefSeq and is a predicted model, not a curated record. NCBI's taxonomy places the organism in Eukaryota, Fungi, Ascomycota, Sordariomycetes, Amphisphaeriales, Sporocadaceae. The transcript has a single exon. The coding region runs from base 1 to 780 and encodes 259 amino acids.
AUGGUCCGCAAGCAACCCCGGAUAUCCGUUGGAGGCAAAGCUCCGUACAUAAACCCGAAAAUAUCUAUCAACGACGGUAAUGUUUAUACGACAUCGGAAGAAUCCCCAUCAAAUGGCCUCUACAUCGUGGCUGGUAUAUGUCAUUGGCACUUGUCUGACGGCACAGUCUUGAAACACUGUGGAACCCAAAUUUCAGAUAUCACUAGCUUCGUCCUGAACAGCAUCGCUUUUAAAGUUGGUGAUGUUCUAUUAACAUUGGAUGGGCUUUCAAAUGUCAUUACUAUUUUUGCGAACAAAUAUACCCGUGGAACACAGCGAAUAAGCGAUCUCGAUGCUAUCAAGGCUAUCAUCACUGACAUCAGUGACCAACCGAGCACCAUGGCAAAGGAUGGCGAAUGUAAUGUCGUUGCAGAGAUCAUAUUCUCCACCCCAGAAUUUCAACAAAGAGAUGCCAUCUUUCUCACCAAGGAGAAAUUGAUUUGGAUAAAAGGUGCCGACAAACUCACAGUUGAGCUACUUUCUCAACAUCUGGACCUCUUUUCCACUUUGAGGAGCAACCUAGGCUUUAUAUAUAAAAAUCAAAAGCUACCAAUAUGGAGAAUUGAACAGCAGCUCCCACCACUAAUGUCAAUUUCUCGGAGGGGAAGCAAGAGAUUAUGGACAAACAAACCGACAAGGCGACUGCGACCAAAAAGGCGCCCAGGAUCAAAGGAAGACUAUGGGGGAUGGUCUCGACGCUUACGUUCAUGGGUAGGAGUGAGAGAUCAAUCAGCACGCUGA